Fusarium falciforme is the source of this 4392-nucleotide messenger RNA. RefSeq lists its product as hypothetical. Gene Ontology annotation, biological process: siRNA processing. Gene Ontology annotation, cellular component: cytoplasm; nucleus; RISC complex. The record is from RefSeq and is a predicted model, not a curated record. NCBI's taxonomy places the organism in Eukaryota, Fungi, Ascomycota, Sordariomycetes, Hypocreales, Nectriaceae. The transcript has 6 exons. Gene Ontology annotation, molecular function: ribonuclease III activity; ATP binding; RNA binding. Bases 1 to 4392 code for a protein of 1463 amino acids.
AUGACCUCGCGUACGAGAGCCACAAGAGGCACCCAACUACGAUUCUCUGUCAUUUCUCAGAGGAAUACAAUCAUGGCGACUCCGAGGUCACCGUCCCCCGAGAGUGGGAGCUCUGACACUUCAUCAGUUGAGAAGCUACCUGUUGAAGAAGCUGCCACGUCUACCCCAGAGAUUGUAGAGAGGGUUUCUGUCAUCCCGGCGGACGACAUUACAAAAGCCAGUGGAGAUGAGAUCCUUGAAUACAAGGAAGAGUCGCCCGCACCAGAAAUCAUCAACCCGAGAGCUUACCAGAGAGAGAUGCUGGAACAAAGUCUGGAGCGGAAUGUCAUUGUCGCUAUGGACACUGGGAGUGGGAAGACUCAGGUAGCCGUUCUUCGAAUCCAAGCUGAACUGGAGAAAUGCUCGCCGGACAAGAUCAUCUGGUUCCUCGGAAAAACCGUCAGUCUCUGCGAGCAACAAUUCAAAGUCAUCCAGAAACAAAAUCCGUCCGUGUCUAUGAAGAUACUGACCGGGCAACUCAACAUCGACGCCUGGUCACCAGAAGUUUGGCCCAAGAUUCUCGGCGGCACUCGGAUCAUUGUGUCUACCUUUGAGAUUCUUCGCGAUGCACUUGACCACGGCUUCGUGAAGAUGGGGAUGCUUGCGCUUAUCGUGUUUGAUGAAGUUCACAACUGCGUCAAGAGAAGCGCCGGACGAAUGAUCAUGCUGAACUUCUAUCACAAAGACAAGAGCGCCGGGCUACCCGUGCCUGCUAUCCUGGGGCUGACUGCCAGUCCUGUCAUAUCAUCAGAUCUUGCCAGCAUCGAGGCACUCGAGAACACAAUGGAUGCCGUCUGCACGACGCCGACAGUACACCGGGAAGAGCUGCUCCAAUGUGUAAACAAGCCGCACCUGGCUCGCUCGGUAUACGAAUUUAAGAGACGUUCCGAAUUGACGAACCUGAUGCGGGCACUGCAGACUGCCUACCAGAAGAUGGACAUUGCAACGGAUCCCGACGUCCUCAGGUUUAGCCGCUGCAGGAACGAGGAGAAUCUGAAGAGACUCCGAGAUGCCAUUAUGAGGAACGACACGUUCUCACAGAACCAGAUGAAAGGCCUUUGGAAUAGGAGUAGGGACAUUCUCGAAGAGCUUGGAAGCUGGGCUGCUGAUCGAUACAUCUCGAGAUUGAUCGCCGACUUUCUCUCUCGAGUCGACGCACCUGACGAUAUCUGGUCCAACGAGAAUAGGACGUACCUUGCGGGAUACCUGCGAGAGGUUCCGAUCAGUUCUCUCGGAAAUGAACCACCGACGUCGGCAGAUCUCUCGCACAAGGCUGCAAAGCUGAUCCAUGAACUCUUGGCAGCCGGGGAAGACGUCGUGGGCAUCAUCUUCGUCAAAGAGAGAACCACGGCCAAUGUGCUGUGCGACCUCCUGAACAGUUCCCCGUCCGUCCAGGCCCGGUACCGCGUGGGUGCAAUGGUUGGUACCUCGAGUUCCAGGAGUCGUACCCAGAAUAUGUACGAGUUCAACAACGGCGCCAGUACUCAGAUCCUCGAAGACUUCCGAUCCGGUGUGGUCAACCUCCUUGUGGCCACUAACGUUCUGGAGGAGGGUAUAGAUGUCCCCGCCUGCAACCUGGUGGUGUGCUUCGAUGAAACAACCACGCUCAAGUCUUUCAUCCAGCGGCGUGGCAGAGCUCGUAUGCAAGAGUCAAAGAUGAUUGCCAUGGAAAGCUCCCUAACGAGCUCGCGCACUUGGGAAGAACUGGAAGAGAGCAUGAAGAGACGGUAUCAAGACGACCAGAGAGAACUUGAGCGACUGGACGAACUGGCAAGGUCUGAACAGACAGACUCGAUUUACUACAUCAUCAAGUCUUCUGGCGCGCGACUAGAUCUUGACAAUGCCAGACAGCAUUUGGAACACUUCUGUCAGGUUGUGUUCAAGGCAGACUACAUCGACCGGCGACCAGAGUACAUCUUCCACAAAGAGCAGAACCAGAUUGGUGAGGACGUGCUACGUGCAGUACUCACGUUGCCAUCAGGCUUACCAGCCAAUCUGCGCAAGUUCAGGAGUUCCUCGUCGUGGAAAUCGGAGAAGAACGCCAUGAAAGAUGCCGCGUUCAGAGCCUAUGUGGCCUUGAUUGAGGCAGGACUCGUCAGCGAGAACUUGUUACCCAUCAACAAGAUCCCCGUGGAUAAGGAAGAAGACUCGGAUCUGCAGCCAGAGCCCCUAUUUAACCCUUGGAUCCAAGUGGCACAGAACUGGAAGAAGACCGAGGACAAAUGGCUGUACGGCUUUGAGUUCUGGGACGAGGAGCUUGACUAUCCCGCCCGUUUCGACGUUGCUCUCCCUGCUGAGCUACCACAGCUCCGGAAUAUUGGGCUGUAUCUUGAUGCCGACUAUCGGUGGACCGUCAAACAUGUCUCGACCCAGAAGAUUUCUCACGACGAGAACUCCAGUCUACCUGACCACACCUCAACACUCCUCGCGCUUCAUUUUGGACACCGGUGGUUGGUGGAAGACCGCGAGCAUGUAAUCAAGGUCAUCUACGAGGAAAGAGGCAUCUCAAGGAAGCACAUCGGAGGUAUGCCUUUCCUGGGGAACGAGGACAAGGCGGCCAACGGGUUAGCUCUCGUUCGAGAUCACUCAAAAUGCCCCUUUCACUACAUCAAGACGAUUCCAUCGAAACCUUCCCCAGAGGAGGUGCAGCACCCGUUCUAUGAGUAUGAAUUGGCGCCGCAGGACGAGCCUUACCUUGUAAUUGAAAAGUGGACGCGACGGGCGGACUUGCUUCACCCUCCCAACAGCUCUAAUCAGGAACAGAAAGUCAACACCAAGCUAUAUGGCCGGGUACUUCCCAUCUCAUGGACGACUGUCGAUAUGGUUCCGAAGAAAGUUGUCAAGGUUGGAAUGCUGAUACCCUCGAUCAUCCACGAGAUUGGGGUUCAGCUCGUUGCUUCAGAGCUAUCAACUACCUUGCUGCAGCCCGUGGGCGUCAAUGACUUACAGUUGGUACUUGAGGCGAUUAGCUCCCGGAGUGCGCAUGAGCCUGUGGAUUACGAGCGGCUCGAGUUUUUAGGAGACUCGAUUCUCAAAUACUGCACAGUCAUCCAGGCCUAUGCAGAGCAUCCUCUCUGGCCCGAAGGCCUGCUCGUGCACUUCAAGGACAGGCUGGUUUCCAACGCACGACUUCACCGUGCUUGCCUGGAAAGCGGCCUUUCCAAAUUCAUCCUCUCCAAGGCAUUCACCGGAAGAUCAUACAGCGUCGAAGAGCGGAAGCCUGAAAAGUGGAGGCCUCUUUACCUUGACGACUUUCUUCCAGAAGAGAGCGUCAAGCCUCUUGAUCGUAUCACAGGACACAAGAAUCUUGCCGACGUCGUAGAGGCACUUAUUGGGGCCUCCUUCCAGGACGGAGGCAUGGACAAAGCCCUGAAGUGCAUUUCAGUCUUUUUGAGCGAUAAGUGUCACUGGCAUGAAGCUGGGAGAGGCUGGGAUAUUCUCUUCAGCUCCGCUCUAGAUGGUGUACCUCUUCCGUCAACCCUUGAACCUCUUGAGGAGUUGAUUGGAUACCCUUUCCGCAAGAAGUCGCUGCUGAUUGAGGCGGUAACUCAUGGAUCGUAUGCGGGAGAUACUCACCAGCGAUCCUAUGAGCAACUCGAGCUCCUGGGCGACGCGGUACUCGACUAUAUCAUCGUCACCAAGGUGUUCAACGUCAAACCGCCGCUCCAUCAUUCAGACCUCCACCUCAUCAAGACAGCAAUGGUCAACGGAGAGUUUCUUGCUUUCGUCAACUUGGAGCAUCGUCUACAUCGAGUAGAGACUAACGUCAGUGCCGAUGGAGUCAUGGAAGACGCCGUCAAGACCUUGGCUCUGUGGCAGUUUAUGCGCUACACCUCGCCGGCAAUCGGUAACGAGCAGGUCAGAACCGUGGAACGUUUCGAGACGCUGCGAAGGGAAAUCGUCGAUGCCAUUGAGAACGGCACGCACUAUCCGUGGACGUUGCUAGCUCGCUUCCAGCCCAAGAAGUUCUACUCGGAUCUUUUUGAAGCACUCAUCGGUGCGGUUUGGGUUGACUCGGGCUCUACUGAGGUGUGUGAAGGUGUCCUCCGUCGAUUCGGCAUCCUGCCUUACCUGGAACGCAUCGUCCGUGACAAGGUGCAUAUCAAGCACCCCAAGGAGGAGCUCAGCGCUUUGGCUGAGGAAAAGAAGGUCGAAUAUUACUACACGGUGCUCAAUGGAGUGGAACCCGAGUAUGUGUGCCGGCUCAAGGUCGGGGACCGGCUGAUGGCAGACGUGAGAGGGGGGUUGAACAAGGACGAGAUCAUGACCAGGGCUGCUGAAAAGGCCGUGAAGAUUCUGAAUGAGGAGAAGAGGGCUGCGGAACCUGGGGCGGAACCAAUGAACCUGGAGUAG